Rotaria sp. Silwood1 is the source of this 1614-nucleotide messenger RNA. The record is from the annotation of a GenBank genome assembly. Lineage: Eukaryota; Metazoa; Rotifera; Eurotatoria; Philodinida; Philodinidae.
AUGAAUCAAUCUAACAUUAGCGUUCUUGAUUUACCUGAUGAAAUAUUACUUAUCAUUUUAAAAAAGCUUGACAAUAUGGAUGUUCUGUAUUCAUUGUUGGAUGUUGAUAAUCGACAACUUAACAUUAUAGCUCAAGAAAAUAUUUUCACUAAUACUCUCAAUUUUGUAUUAACAACAUUUACUAAUGAUAUUUCCUCGAUGAGUGAUGCAAUAAUUGAUCGAUUUUGUAAAAAUAUUUUGCCAAGAAUUCAUUACAAUGUUAAAUCUCUUAUUGUUGAUUCACUAUCUAUGGAACGUAUUCUUCUUGCUGUCGAUUAUCCUAAUCUAACUGAACUUAAACUUUUUAAUUUUAACGGUAAAAUUGCUUCAUGUUAUUUUACAGAUGAAGGACCAUUUAAACAUACUUUUCUACGACAAAUUACAGAUCUUAUUCUUGUAUUUGAAAACUAUAUUCAUAAAACAUUAGGACAUUAUUCAACAGAUCUGUGUGAAUAUAUUAUGAAAUUCUUCAGAAAUCUAAAACAUUUAUCUUUUAUUGGAUCAUCUCGCUUUUCUUUUCCAACUUUACUUUAUCGUAAUUUAUCUUCAACUACUUUCUCCUCUUCAAUUCUUAACAAAUUACGUAUCCGUGUGGUAAAAUAUGCAGAUUGUCUUGCUAUACUUGAUGGUCGUUUCAAACAAUUAAGAAGCUUAAUUGUUGAUAUUAUUUAUAUGACAUAUCAUUCAUCGAAUGUAUACAAUAUGGAUGAUUUACCUAAUUUGAAAUGUUUUUCUUUAACAACAACAUCUGAUUGCUGUAUUGAUACAUAUAAUCAUAUAUCACUUCUUGUUCGUCGUAUGAUAAAUCUUGAAGAAUUAACUUUGUAUCUUACUAUCUGCAUGGGAACUGCAUUUAUCGAUGGUACUAACAUUUAUAAUGAAAUUCUUGUCCAUGUACCACAACUUCAUAUAUUCAAUUUUUGUAUUUGUAUUGGCACUAUGAAGUCUUUAGUUUAUCAACUAUCUAAAUAUGAUAUUCAAAAUACUUUUCCUAAAACAAUAUAUAAAGAAGUAGACUGUAUGGUACAAUACAAAUAUCGUUAUGCUAUAUGUCAUGUCUUUUCAUUACCAUUUAUGUUUGAUUAUAUUGGAUGUAUUGGUAAUACAUUUCCAAAUGUUAUUUUUAACCAUGUUAGAAGAUUAAUGAUAAGUGAUAGUGUUCCAUUCAAACAUGAAUUUUUCAUUCGAAUCGCUUGGUCUUUUCCUUUACUUGAACAUUUACGUGUUAUUAAUAUGGAGUCUCAGUCACUACUAUCAAACAAAUUGAAGUCUAAUGAUAAUCAAUUGGAUUCAAUUGUUAAAUAUCCACAUCUUACUUGGCUUGAAUUUGAUUUUGUUGAUAUUGAUUAUGUUGAACAAUUUCUCAAUGAGACAAAAAUACAUCUACCUUGUCUAAGAAAAUUAACAGUUAAUUAUCGUUAUUUAUCUAUUGUGACAAAAAAUUUCACAAGAUAUAUAACACGACGCAAUUGUAUGAAAGUAAACGAAUUAGAUAUUGGUCAAGAAAUAAUACAACGUUCAAAAGAUUUCGACGUUUAUUUUCCUGUCUUACAAACUUGUGUUUGUUUUGACUAA